Larimichthys crocea (large yellow croaker) is the source of this 3179-nucleotide messenger RNA. RefSeq names its product tachykinin receptor 2 (gene tacr2). Gene Ontology annotation, cellular component: sperm midpiece; plasma membrane. The transcript is spliced from 8 exons. The coding region runs from base 335 to 1630 and encodes 431 amino acids. The record is from RefSeq and is a predicted model, not a curated record. Gene Ontology annotation, biological process: positive regulation of flagellated sperm motility; G protein-coupled receptor signaling pathway. Lineage: Eukaryota; Metazoa; Chordata; Actinopteri; Sciaenidae. Gene Ontology annotation, molecular function: substance K receptor activity.
UGUCUGUGCGUCUCCGUCACUCUCGUCACAAUCAGCUAGUUACACAUUCCAGGAGAGAUCGAGAGUGUGUCUAUAGGUGUGUGUUGUGUUUGUGUGUGUGUGUGUGUGAGAGAGAGAGAGAGAAAAGAAAGAGAGGGCGCGUGCGAGAGAGAGAGAGAGAGAGAGAGAGAGAGAGAGAGAGAGAGAGCGAUGUCUUGAUGGAUUAUUGGAUGGACCUUUUUGUCCAUUGCGCAGAAGAAGUCUAAUUUUCAGACUUUAUUAGCUAUGGAUCGCACAGACUGAUGUUAAAAUUGACGACAAUUGUGUGACCAGAAAGGUGAACAGGGAGGAAAAUAUGGACGCCGAUAGUCUUGCUCAACACAUUGAACGAGACAUGGAGGCCACUUCAUUCCCAUUAUCAGUGACCGCUGACAGGUUGGAGGACGGAAACGAGACGACUGGGAAUCAGUUCCAGCAGCCAGACUGGCAGGUGGCUCUGUGGGCUAUAGCAUACUCCCUCAUCAUCCUGGUGUCCAUCACUGGUAACGUCACAGUGAUCUGGAUUAUUCUCGCUCACAGGCGCAUGAGGACCGUAACCAACUACUUCAUUGUCAACCUGGCCUUCUCUGACGUUUCCAUGGCAACCUUCAACACUCUUUUUAACUUUGUCUAUGCGCUUCACAAUGACUGGUACUUUGGCCUAGGCUACUGCAGAUUUCAGAAUUUCUUCCCCAUCACGGCCAUGUUUUCAUCAAUAUACUCGAUGGCUGCCAUCGCAGUGGACAGGUACAUGGCCAUCAUCCACCCUCUGAAGCCCCGCCUCUCCUCCACCUCUACAAAGGUUGUGAUUGCUGUGAUUUGGAUUGUAGCCAUCUCACUGGCUUUCCCUCAGUGCUACUACAGCGUGACCAGAUUUUACUACCCCAGAACCGUGUGCAUGGUCGACUGGCCUGAUGAUUAUGGAGGAACACAUCAACUAAGUUACCAGUAUGCAGUGAUAUUGCUGAUCUACUUGGUCCCUCUGCUGGUGAUGCUGGUGACCUACAGUAUAGUUGGCCAAUCCCUGUGGGGUGGACGCAUCCCUGGAGAGGCGACAGACCAUUACCAUAGCCAGAUAACAGCCAAGAGAAAGGUGGUGAAGAUGAUGGUUGUCGUGGUGGUGACCUUUGCCCUAUGCUGGUUGCCCUACCACAUCUACUUCAUACUAGGAUCAUUCAACAGAGACAUUUAUAAACAACAUUAUAUUCAACAGGUAUAUCUUGCCAUAUUCUGGUUGGCGAUGAGUUCGACCAUGUACAACCCUAUCAUUUACUGCUGUCUAAACCAAAGAUUUCGUUCUGGUUUCCGUCAUGCAUUUGCUUGGUGUCCCUUCAUCAAAGUGUCGGAGGAGGACAAGAUGGAACUGCAGCACACACACACCUUCAGAGUGACCAUGACACGCAGUCACCGCAAAGACAGUGGAUAUGCGCACACCUCCAUCUCCAUCAAGACGAACAACACGUUCGACACAAACAUAGCUGUCAGCGCUGAGCUAAACACAGAGAGAGAUGCUAGCAUGCAGCUUAGAAAACAGACAUCAUUCAACACAAGCAACAACAGGUCGGACGAUAUAAAAUGCCCAGCUGCCAAACUGAUGCAGCACACACACUGACUGCUGAAAUGAGUCAUGAGGAAGACUUUUAUGAUGGGAAGUAAACUAUGGUGACAUUCCUCUGAGUGAACAUGAAGAGAGAGUUGUUUAUUGUACUAGGGACCAAUAAUCUUUCUUGUUAAAGAGGUAAACGACUGAAUGUGAUGAUCAAGUUGAUGGAUGUUUUGCCGUUAAUGCCAAAGUCGUUAUAUAAGCACGUGAAAAUAGGUACAAAUGGAUGAAAUUCCAUUUGGGUACUGGGUAUAAAUGAAUAAUAAUGAUAUUUUCAUUAGUACAUAAACACCUCAAAAUAAGAAUUGUUGUGUUUUUGUUACCUUAGAAUGAGAUUUUUAUAUCUACAGACGGUGUGGGUCCUUUUCCAAAGAGUCUGCCAUGUUUCUACAGUAACCCAGAGUGGACAAACUAAACACUGGCUCUCAAUAGAGCCAUUUAUGUUUUUGAACAUAUCACCAUAGUUUCUGCUUUAUUCUUGGAAUAGUACAGCAAGGCGAGGGCUGUACAUGCAGCGCACAACUACACAGCUAGAUGCCAUUAAAUCCUAGACACUUGACCUUUAAUCUAUAUUGUUACUAUAUUGCCAAUAAAAUAAAAUCAGUUAAUGUAGUUUUGUCCAGGAAGCUCUGUGGUAUAAAUUAAGCAGUUAUUUUUGUAAAGAACUGAAACUUAGCGUCAAGAAUUUCCAACUUGUUGCACAUUUUAAAUGAUCAGACACUAAAUUAGCUAUUUCUACUACAACACAGGAUGUAACAUAGUCAUGACUGUAUCUUUAUGUGGAGCAGCAGGGCUAAUAUAGACUGACGUCUUGUGUGAAAGUGUAAUCACCAGCUAUUAACAAAAUUUCAGUACAUGUAGCAGUGAGGAAGUCACCUCCUGUGUCUAAUAUAAAUACAGCAUAGACAUUAAAUGAUUAUUAUACAUUUAAAAAGGAAAACCAGCCUUGAAUUUAUCUUUUUAGAUUGCUGGAUCUUAGUUAUAUGCUCAUCUAUGUGUUACUGUACGGUACUAUUACUUUCACAUAUCAGUCAGACAGUGAGCAGUCUUUGAGUUAAGUUCAAUUAUUCUUUACUGAUCCUUGUAGAGGAAUUUGUUUUCUGGUUUUGACCCAUCCUAAGUGAUCCACGCAGUGGGCAGCCACUGUGCAGCACCCAGGGAACAACUCCAGUUCUAAGACAGUGCCUUCGGCAGCACUGACCAGAGAACCGUACAUGCAGUCAUACAGUAUUUUGCUCAUAUGUUGUGAUUUGACUGGUUCAUACAACUUUAACUUUUUAUGGUAAGUGUGCAGUAAAAACAAAUCAAAGUGCUGAUAAAAAGAAUCUGGUGUAAAAUGUAACAUCUAUUGAGUAUUAAUGUAUUAAUAUAAAAUAUGUUGAUUAAGUGGAAAUGUAAAUAUGGGACUUGUUGCACAUGUAUGGUCGGGUCAUGUUAAAUAUUGUAGCCUGUCAAUGUUACAUUUCAAAGCGUAGAGAAAAACUUCUUGAUUCCUUGUAAUAACAUUUUGAUGUCUGCAUUUGUUGUCAUUGUUAAUAAAUGUGACAGUAUACAUGUG